CGCUGCAUUCCGCCCCACCCCUCGCAAACAUCAUCAUUACACCAGCGUACCUAAAAUCAGGAAGCGCCGACCCACGCCGUUGUUUUUUCUUUUCCUCAUUUUGUUUCCCGACACCUUUUUUUUUUUUAAACAACAGCGUCGAGACAAAAGGGAGAAAGGUGGACGUAUUUCAUGCUGACGACCACCGACUAAAAAUUGACAGCGAGACGCAGCUGUGGAUGCAGUUGAUGGUGUAACAGAAGGCCUCUGUGAGCAGCAUGGGCCAGCCUCUAGUAAAGAGAGAGUCACCGAUGGAACACAAGGCUUUAUCACCUGAAACCGAAGAGGAGACGGAUUUAGCAGCAGCAGCAGCAGCAAUAGCAGCAGCAGCAGCAGAACCUGAAACACAAGACGAAGUCUUUGCAGGAACGGGUGAGACAGAUACGAACCAGAACAAUGGCUGCAUCUCGGAGAAGCCAGCGGUGACUGACUCCACGGGCGCUGAGGGCCCCCCCUCGUCAUGGACCCCCGCCAGCACAGCUGACCCUGACGCCGCCACGCCGCGCCCCCACCUGGUCCGCCUCUUCUCCCGAGAUGCCCCGGGCCGGGAGGACAACACCUUCAAAGACCGACCCUCCGAAUCGGACGAGCUGCAGACUAUCCAGGAGCACAGCGGAGCGGCUUCAGAGUGCGGGUCGGAGAGCGCCGAACAGGACCUAGACUAG
Nerophis ophidion (straightnose pipefish) is the source of this 704-nucleotide messenger RNA. RefSeq names its product myelin basic protein-like. The transcript is spliced from 4 exons. NCBI's taxonomy places the organism in Eukaryota, Metazoa, Chordata, Actinopteri, Syngnathiformes, Syngnathidae. The record is from RefSeq and is a predicted model, not a curated record. Gene Ontology annotation, molecular function: structural constituent of myelin sheath. Bases 258 to 704 code for a protein of 148 amino acids.